GUAACAUUAGAGUCGAGACAUAGUAGACGUGUUUUUGGGUGCUCAACCUUCGAAGUAAAAAAUCGCGCCACAAGUUAGCAGCUAGUUGUGGAAAUUAUUCACAGUACACAUCUUUAGUCUCUAUCGAGGUAUCAGUGAAAAACAAAAGUGAUUUGCAAUGGCCAUAACAAGAGAGAUAAGAUAUGAAUUUAAAUCUCAUGUAAGUAGCAGCAUUACUUCAGUCAGAAUUAUGACCAAUUUAUCACUCGAAUCGCACAAAAAGUGGCAGACAAUAUAACAAAAAGUCUGGUGGAAAAAAUGACCGUACUAGAGAAGAAAAUGGAGGAUAUAAUUUCGUUCAAUAAUAUUUGAAGAGGUCAUCAAAAUGGUUAGCUCUCUUAUGGGAGUUAACAUCAAGCAAGAAGAUAUCUUAGACUGCAGGCGCUUGGGGAAAAACGAGAUGGUAAAUCAAGAGGUAUCAUACUUAAGCUGAAUGUGUGUGAUGAAACAAAGUAUCUAUAAUAAGAAAAAAUCGCUAAAAGGUUUUAACAUAUGUAUAAAAGAAAAUCGGCUCAAACUCAUGGAAGCAGUGAUUGAGAAAACGUCACUGACAAGUGUUUGGUCAUAUUUAGCGGUUUUGGUCAAGAUGACAUUCUAUGAUCCGGACUUCAGUAUACAGUAUGUUUUCCCUUUGAUGAAGUUAUCUGAAAAACUAGGAAUAACACCCACUAUCAACUUGGAUACCAUGAAAAUAAAAUCUAACAAGUACUACCCUUCAGCAGCUGCUGCAGUUGUAACACUAUGUUCUUUAUUAAACUUCUGGGACACCCUGAAAAUGAUCCCAAAUGUACGAGGAACAUCUACUGUUUUGGAGAUUCUAUGGUCGAUUUUCGAUUUGUUGAGGAGCCUAGUGACAAUAGCUGUGGCUUACUUCAGAGCCGAAUUGUGGGACACCUUUUUGAAUCUGUUCAGAAAUUUCGACGACAGAUUGAAUAAAAAAGAGCAAAAGAUAGUCAAAAAAGAUAUAAUUAUUGUAGAAAUAAUUUUCCAUCAUGCUCUUUUAUUAGGCAUAUUCAUAUACGACAGCAUGAUGGAAUUAUCCAAGGGCAAGGACCAGUUGUUCUUCGUCAAGUACAUCGGUUACUACCAUUGCUUCUUAUCAAUCCUGGUAGAACUACAUUUUGCAUCUGCUUUGAGGAAGAGGUAUAAAAAAAUCAACAUGUUACUUUUAAAGACGACGGAUUUGCAGAACAUCUUAAACAACUUCAUAGCUCAUUAUGGUACUACCGGAGUUGACAACUUAAGAAGCAUUAAGGAAGUGACUGAUUACUAUCUCUUACUGUCAGAAUUGGUGGACAUAUUCAAUAAGUUAUUUGGGUGGCAAAUAUUUCUUCUGACUGAAAGCACCAUAAUCCAAAUACUUUUAGUAUUAAAUACUGUCAUGCUGAGCUUAGACUCUUCUCAACAUAGUCUUGAUGCCUUGCAUGACCUUGGUGAUUUGUUUUUCGUGGUCGCAGGCGCUGCCUGUCUCAUUUUCUUUCAAGUUAUGGUGAUAUUAUACUGCGAAGAUGUAAACAAAGAGUCUAGAAACACGUUGAAGAUUUGUUACAACUUACAAGAAAGUGUUCAAAUGAAUUCUGAAGAAAAGAAGGAACUGGCAAUUUUAUGCGACGUAGUGGGAUUACUGAAAACAAGAACUACAGCGUCCGGGUUCUAUACCAUAAAUAAGAAUGUUAUAAGCAGAGUAUUUGCAUACAUAUUUUCGUACUCAAUUGUUUUGAUUCAGUUCAGUAGGCAGUCUCUCACAGAUCAGUCUGCAUCAUCUAAUGAGACAAACUUGUAAUAAUUUCAAAGUUGUAUAUAUGUAAUAUCUUUUGUUAACGAAUGUAGAAUAAAACUUCAAUUGUGAAUUGAAAAAAACAUGAAGUCGAUGCUAUCCUGUAUUUUUAGUCAAUAUUCAAAGAGUGUUGGGUUAAAUUUAUAUGUCAAACAAAUAGACAGAGUGAUUCAAAACACCAUGCCAAAAAGUAUGGUGAAGCCUAUACCCAUGUCCAAGUCAUAGUGACAUCGAAAUUUGAUGAUAACUCGUAACUGACGUGAUUGUUUCAAACAUCCACGUCGUAAUAACGUCUACUAAAUGUCCAAUUAUGUACG
This is a messenger RNA of Acanthoscelides obtectus, 2133 nucleotides long. Lineage: Eukaryota; Metazoa; Arthropoda; Insecta; Coleoptera; Chrysomelidae. The record is from the annotation of a GenBank genome assembly.